Messenger RNA from Aspergillus aculeatinus CBS 121060, 1750 nucleotides. RefSeq names its product TPR-like protein. NCBI's taxonomy places the organism in Eukaryota, Fungi, Ascomycota, Eurotiomycetes, Eurotiales, Aspergillaceae. The transcript has a single exon. The record is from RefSeq and is a predicted model, not a curated record. Gene Ontology annotation, cellular component: intracellular anatomical structure. Bases 38 to 1750 code for a protein of 570 amino acids. Gene Ontology annotation, molecular function: protein binding.
CCAAUAUCAGUCUCACCAAUUGCAACAACCUACAUCCAUGACGCGCGAACCUAUCCCCGCCAGCGCCGACUAUUUCGACCUGGGCACUCAUUCACGCGCCGUCACCACCAGCAGCGAAGAUGCGCGCGUCUGGUUCAACCGCGGCCUCGUGUGGGUCUACUCCUUCCACCACGGUGAAGCUGUCCACUGCUUCGAACAAGCCAUCCAGCAUGAUCCGUCCUUUGCCAUGGGCUACUGGGGUCUCGCCUAUGCCGUCGGACCCAACUACAACAAAGCAUGGGAACGCUUUGACCGCAAAGACCUGCACACCUGCGUCCAGCGCGGCCACGAAGCAUCCCAAAAGGCCCUGGAGCUAUCCAGCAACGCCACCCCCCUCGAGCAAGGCCUUUGCAGGGCUAUCGUCGAGCGGUUCCCCCGCGACACUCCCUUGAGCCCGGAAGACUACGGCACCGUCAACUGCGCCUACGCCGACGCGAUGAAGCCAGUGUACGAGCAAUUCGGCUCCGACCUCGACAUCGCCACCCUCUACGCCGACGCCCUCAUGAAUGUCACCCCCUGGGCCCUUUGGGACCUCUUCACCGGCAAGGCCAACCCCAAAGCCCGGACUACGGAAGUUCAGACCGUGCUCGAAACCGCCCUCACGCAAACAGGGGCUUACCGCCACCCCGGCCUGUUGCACCUGUACAUCCACUUCAUCGAGAUGUCUCCGACCCCCGAGAAAGGCAUCUACGCUGCGGACCACCUGCGCGACCUCGUUCGCGACGCCGGACACAUGCAUCACAUGCCCACGCACCUGGACAUUUUGAUCGGAGACUGGCGCGCCUCAAUCCGGUCCAACUACCGGUCCACCCUGGCGGACGACCGUUACGCUGCCAAAGCCGGCCACAACAACUUCUACACCUUCUACCGACUGCACGACUACCAUUCCCUGGUCUACGCCGCCAUGUUCGCGGGCCAGAAGCGCACCGCCCUGGACGCCGUGACCCGGAUGGAAGCCAGCAUCCCGGAGUCUCUACUCCGCACGCAUUCCCCACCAAUGGCCGACUGGAUCGAGCACUUUGUCGCCAUCCGGCUGCACGUCAUGGUCCGGUUCGGCAUGUGGGAGGAACUCAAGCAGAUGCCACUCCCCGAAGACCAAGCCCUGUACGCCAUCACCGCCGCCACCACACACUAUGCCCGCGGGCUCGCCCACGCCGCCACCAACGAGAUCCCCUCCGCCCGGAGCGAACAGGCCCUCUUCCUGGCCGCCCGCGAAAGGGUACCCGCGACCCGCCGGGCGUACAACAGCAAAGCCCUCGACAUGCUGGCCGUCGGCAUCCCCAUGCUGACAGGGGAGAUCGAGUACCGCGCCGGCCACUACGGGGUGGCCUUCGCGGCGCUGCAGGAGGCGAUCGAGCUCGAGGACCGGCUGCCCUACAGCGAGCCGUGGGCGUGGAUGCAGCCCGUACGGCACGCGUACGCCGCGCUGAAGCUGGAGCAGGGCGAGGUCGAGGAGGCGGCCCGCACAUACCGCGCCGAUCUGGGGCUCGACGAGUCGCUGAUCCGCCCGCGCAGGCACCCCAACAAUGUCUGGGCGUUGCAUGGGUAUCAUGAGUGUUUGGUCAGGUUGGGCAAGGCGGAGGAGGCGAAGGCGAUCGAGCCGGCGAGAAAUGUUGCGCUGGCUGGCGCGGAUAUUCCGAUCCCUGCUUCGUGUUUCUGUCGGUUGGAGGUUUUGCCGGAUGCGAAGUGCUGUGGGGGGGAGAGUUGCUGA